GGAGAUCCGGAAGUGGCUUAGCGCCCCCGGAGCCUUCGGUCACCAAGGCGAGCCGCACGUGUUGGCUCUCAAUACAAAGCCGUUCUCGCAUUUGGCUCCCUUGCAAAGUUGCUUGGGUUCCUUCUAGCCGUUCUCGGUCGUAUUCAGGCUAUCCGAUCAGACGUGCAUCAUUCCCUGGACCACAGAGUUGGGGAUCUAUAUCUGCUCACGGAAGUAUAAAGCCAGGCUUGUCAGAGUGAUCACCGCCCGACAUCGACCUCAAGACCUCAAGACUCGCUCAACGGCACGCCACAAGCCCCAGCGUACAGUGCUGCGAUCUACCUUGCGCAAAUCGCCACAACUUCGUAAGACUACAGUAUAUCGCUCGCGAAUCGUACAGAAGUCAUGGCACGCUUCCGCGUCACAUCCGAGUCGUCAUUUACGACUGCUGCAGUAGCUCAGAAUAGGCGUCUGGCGGAGGCUACCCUCCGACGUGAGCCUGCCCUUCCCAGGCAGGGUGAUCGCGGGAAAGCCAAGGCCCAGGAUAAGGGCAAAGGCAAGGCGAAGGACAAGGGUAAAGGCAGGGCCAGAACACCACCAGCCAUGGAUAUGCGCGACAAAGCAAAACUCAAGAUGAACGUAAAGCGAAACGCGGUGUUGCCCCGCAACUUGAGGAAGCCAGACUGGCGUCAUCUCUACGUUGGCAAUCUCAAUCGCGGUAUCACGCAACAGAUGUUGACCGACCUCUUCCAAAGGAGCAAAUGCGGCACAGUCACGCGUGUCAUCAUACGCACGACCGCUGGCGUGCCUGCGUCGGCGUACUCCAAUCUUCCUAGCAGCCCCAUCGAUAGAAUGUACGCAUCUGUCGAGUUCGCGGACAUCUUCGCUGUUCGCAGAGCUUUGGCGCUGAAUGGUGCCGUGCUGAAUGGCAACAGGAUUACGGUAUGUCUCACUGCCGCCGAGCUGCCCGAAGUCAAGGACCUUGUCCAGAAACACAUGAAAGGCAAAGCCGAUCCUAUCGCUCAAUACUCCGUAGCGAAAGCCGUAAAGGCACUCAAGCGUAUCACAGUCGAACGUACUCAAGCCGUCAUCGUUCCUGACCCCCCUAGAGCUCCUCAAGCUGGUCCUUCUAGGGUCCCCCAGGCUGCUGACCCCAAUGCUCGCAAGUCGCCUCGUAAGCCCAAGGUACAGCCGCCACAGAAGGAAGAGCCACACAUCCUCAAGAACCCUCGGGUGAUGGGCGUGUCUUUCGCCCCGACGAUCAUGUAAUGAUUGUAUUCAGUACGCGCCCUCACGAAGUCUAGACAGGCUAGCUAGACUAGCCCAUCACGCCGUUAUGAGCCCAAUACAGAUUGGACGCACCACACUCAUUCCUCGCUUUUCUGAUGCCCUCCUUGCCCGGCCAGUAUUGUGUAUACGUAGCCCCCUGUAGCAUAUGCAGAUACGCGUAACUGGACGUAUUGAAUUACGAUGCGAUGCAGCUUGGAUGCAGCGUUUGUUAUGAGCGCGGUUGUAAGUACUGGGCUGAUCCCGCAUUUCCCCUUACUCUCUACUCCUCUUCAUACCCUGAAUGGACUGUGUUUGGUAGUUUCUUUCCUGCGAAAGGCGU
Rhodofomes roseus is the source of this 1588-nucleotide messenger RNA. RefSeq lists its product as uncharacterized. The record is from RefSeq and is a predicted model, not a curated record. Gene Ontology annotation, molecular function: RNA binding. The transcript has 6 exons. Bases 385 to 1248 code for a protein of 287 amino acids. NCBI's taxonomy places the organism in Eukaryota, Fungi, Basidiomycota, Agaricomycetes, Polyporales, Fomitopsidaceae.